AUGGGUAUAUCCAAGGAGGUUGUGCAAAGGGAAAGAGAACUAAAAAUUAUAAAGGAGGAUGACAUGACGAAGCCCAAGAAGUCAAAACUUGUUCCCACUCCUCUGAAGCAAGCCAAGCAAAGACAGUCUCAGUCUGGACCUACUUCUAGUGUGCAAAAGCCCAUUCCUUCACCCAAAUCACAAUCAACAUCAUCAACCGGUGGGGCAGAGAAGAGGAAGAAGGAGAAACCUCAAAGAGUGUAUGUUGCUACCACUGGUGAGAACAUAGAGACUGAAUCUGAUAAAGUAGUGAAAGAGGAACCUCUGAUUAUAGAAGUGUCAGAGAAAGAAACUAAGGAGACAGUGAAUGUGGAGAAUGCUGAGGAUUAUGAUGAGAAAGGAGGAAAUGAUGAGAGUGUUGAGGCAGGUGAAAAAGGAGAGAAGGAGAAAGAUCAGGCUCCAACAAUAGUGGCAAGAGAUACUGGUGUUGAUAAAGGGAAACAAAUUGCUACCAAUUCAAAUGAUUUUGGUCAAGGGCCUAUAGAUAUAAGCUAA
Molecule: messenger RNA, 534 nt
Organism: Cryptomeria japonica (Japanese cedar)
Lineage: Eukaryota; Viridiplantae; Streptophyta; Pinopsida; Cupressales; Cupressaceae
Exons: 2
Coding region: 1-534 (177 amino acids)
Source: RefSeq, a predicted model, not a curated record